AGAUGGAGAUCCGAUCUGUGCUGGGCCUGGACGAUCUGUAUGUAGGGAAUGAAGAAGAGCUUGAAGGUCACCGGGGCUAGUCCGUUGAGGGCCUCUAGGAACAGCAAAAGGAGGAAGAGAUCCGGAAAAUAGAGAGAAUAGAGAGUAUGCAUAUAUUUUUCAUGGUACGUACGUGGUACCUUGGACCUUCUUUUCUGCCAAAGUUGAGUUCUAAAAUUCUGAGUCAGUAGCGAUCUAUUUUGGAGCUUUUUCUUAUCUAGAUUCAUUCAGACAUCUGAGUCCAUUUGAAAUUGGUUUUUCCUAUGCCACGUAUCAUCAGCGAAGAAUGAGUAUGGAACAAGAAAACAGCAAACAAUGAAAAAUAAUAAAGAAUACCUAGAAAUUCAUACACAUGGAAGGAAAAAUAGAAAUUGAAAGAAAAGGAAAAUUGAAAGAGGGGAACGGAAAAAGUGAAAAAGAAAAAGGGACGGACGACAGGGCGUGAUCGCUUUUGCUUUUUGUUUUUUCUUUUUUUCUUUCUCUAAUUUUCAUUUAUUCUUUUCCGUUUUUUUUAAUCCCCUUUUCCCCACUUUACAGUCUUUUGAAAAAUCCUUUACCCAAUGCCGUCUCCCUCGCUGGGUCUCAAAGACCCUCCUCCUCCUCCUCCUCCUCCUCCUCUCCCCCUUCCCAUUCCCAAAAUCCAUUGAGAAGGAAUAUCUCGCCCUACACUCUCUAUCUCUCACUCCAGGCCCAACUGGCCGACAGUGUUAACGUGCCAGGAAGUAUAACCGUACAACGACCAUCAGUAGUUUUUAAAGAAGACCGCCGCGGCAUCAAAUACUAGGUACUAACCAGAAGCAGAAGCAUGAGUCUCCAGGUCCAGCGCCUCCCUUCUUCCUCCUGCCACCUCCACCCCGACGAGCUCGUCACCGGCUUCUGCGCUUCCUGCCUCCGCGAGCGCCUCGCCCACCUCGACUCUGCCUCCUCCGGCCGCAAGUCCGCUUCGUCCUCCGCCUUCAAAUCCCUCUUCUUCAAGGCCGUUGGAGGAGGGCAACCCGCUUCAUCAAACUCCACCUCCUCUUCGUUUUCGCGCCCGGAGCUCCGCCGCUGCAAGUCCUUUUCCUGCGGUCGCGGCGACGGCUUCUCCGGGCCCCGUGCCUCCGCUUCAUUCGAGCUCCACCGCAAGUCCUGCGACGUCCGCGUCCGCAACACCCUCUGGUCCCUCUUCCACCAGGACAACAGCGAGAGGGACAAGAACCGGGCGCGAGACCCUUUCCUCCCCUCGGCCUCCUCCUCCUCCUCCGCCUCCGCCGCGGCGGGCGGGGAGGUCGAGGGCGAGUGCCCGAACCUACGAUUCCCUCCCCCGUCUUCCUCCGUCGCGGCUCCCGUGCUCGAAACCUGGGAAGCGGAGGAGGAGGAGGAGGGGAGAGACAACGGGGACGAAAUCAGGGUCGUGGGCCCCGUCCUCGUGGUCGGAACGUCGGGGGAGAUCGAGGGAGGAGAGCGGGAGGAGGCGGAGCUGAAACCGAUGAAGGACCACAGAGGUUUCGACUCCGCUGGCCAAGCCAAGAAGCCCCCUCCUAAAGACCUCAAGGACAUCGCCGGCAGCUUCUGGCUCGCCGCCUCCGUCUUCAGCAAGAAGCUCCAGAAGUGGCGGCGGAAGCAGAAGCUCAAGAAGCAGCAGGGCGGCAGCAAGGCGGCCGCGUCCACCAUGCCGCCGUCGGAAAAGCCCCCCAGGUCGUCCCGGCGAUUCCGCGACACGCAUUCGGAGAUCGCCAUCGAUGCGUUCGGCCGGCGGUCCUGCGACAGCGACCCGCGGUUCUCCCUCGACGCCGGCCGGUUCUCCUUCGACGACCCCCGGUUCUCGUGGGACGAGCCCAGGGCCUCCUGGGACGGCUUCCUCAGCGGAGGCCGAUCCCUGUUCCCUCGCCUCCCUCCCAUGCUCUCCGUCGUCGAGGACGCCCCCGCCCCGGCCGUACAGCGGUCGGACGGCCAGAUCCCCGUCGAGGAGGACGCCAUGACCCCGGGCGGCUCCACCCAGACACGGGACUACUCCUUGGACUUAUCUAGCUGGCGGCGGCGGAGCUUCGAGCGGUCAAACUCUGUCCGGAAGGCGACCAUCGAGACUGACGAGCGACAGCCGGCCUCCAAUGCCAAGGCGUCUCCUGCCAGUGGCACCGAGUUCUUCCCCUUCCACCCGGGAAGCUUGCUCGACAGGGAUCUAAGAGAUUUCAGCUCAAAUUCUUUGAGGGACGAUCGCUCCGAGAGCUUUGUAUCGGCUUUCAGAGACUCCUGCAAGGGGAGUUGUACAAAGAAGUCCGGGAGGUGGAGCAAGGCAUGGAACAUCUGGGGGCUUAUACACCGCCGAGGCAGCAGCAGAGGAGGAGACGAUGUGGUUAGGAGAUCCUACUCGGAGUCGUGGCCCGAGCUGCGGGCUCGGGGCUGCAGUGGGAAGAUUUCGCGGUGCAACAGCAGUGUGAGUUCGAGGAGCUCAUUCAACGGCGAUGGUGGUGGCGGUUUUGGGAGCAUGACGAGGAACAGCGUGGUGGAGACCGACGGACAUGGGAAGAGGAGGAGGGAGGAGAUCGUGUUGGAGAGGAACCGGAGUGCGAGGUACUCUCCCAGCCAUUUUGAGAAGGGCUUGCUAAGGUUCCACUUGACACCAAUGCGGAAUAGCCGGAGGAAUGGGGGGUCGUCGGGGAAGGGAAAGCACGUCGGUUCUCAUUACCUGACAAGGAGCGUGCUAGGAUCGCACCGAGCCGGUUCAUGUUCUUCCUGGGAGUAGGCGCGUAUAUUUCUGUAUUGCUCUCCUUGCUGGGUGAAAAAGCAAGCAUUAUAUUUGCUGCAUUGGCUUAUAACAUGUUUGAUUGUUUAUCCCCUGUUAUCCUGCUCGCUUGGAUAAUAACAUCUCUGUUUGUCCUGUCUUAGCUCGCGGUGCUAAAAAAAAGAAUAUGAGGACGGAAAUACAAUCUUCACGUUGUUGAUUA
Molecule: messenger RNA, 2966 nt
Organism: Phoenix dactylifera (date palm)
Lineage: Eukaryota; Viridiplantae; Streptophyta; Magnoliopsida; Arecales; Arecaceae
Product: protein OCTOPUS-like
Source: RefSeq, a predicted model, not a curated record